UAACUGUUUUGACAGCUCCAGUACUAGUUCAGUCUCGGGUCAAGGUUAUACACGAUAUAUAGUGGCUAGCAUGGCCGGUGAUGGACAUGAUGUGUGUGACGUUCCGGAGAUAGAGAAUCUGUUUGACAUCGACCCUUACCUUAGAAAUGUCGAAAAAGAAAUCAGAAGAAGGUAUGGCUGCUUCCAGAAAGUUGUCAAUGAUAUCAGCCAGUCAGAAGGAGGCUUGGAGAAAUUUUCGAAGGGCUACGAGAGCUUUGGAAUUCACAGAACACCGGACAAUGGGAUCUGUAUGAUGGAGUGGGCACCAGGAGCAGAGGGCCUCUACCUAAGGGGAGAGUUCAAUAACUGGGCACAAACACAGUAUCCGUUUACCAAAGGAGAGUUUGGAAAGUGGCACCUAACACUACCACCUAACCCGGAUGGCUCAUGUCCUAUUUCACACAACAGCAAAAUUAAGCUGGUGAUCCGCAAAAAGUCUGGGGAGCUGGUAGACCGACUCAGUCCUUGGGCCAACUAUGUUGUGAGCCAGGAAAAGGUUCCUGUGUUCGAUCAAGUGUUUUGGGACCCCCCAAAUCCAUACACUUUUAAGAAUCCUCAUCCCCCAAAGCUAGACAGCCUGCGGAUCUAUGAAUCCCAUGUAGGAAUAUCUUCAUGGGAAGGCAAGGUAUCAACAUAUAAAGAGUUUUCACGAGAUGUAAUACCACGUAUAAAGAGUCUAGGCUAUAAUGCUAUCCAGCUGAUGGCCGUAAUGGAGCAUGCUUACUAUGCCAGUUUCGGAUAUCAAAUCACAAGCUUCUUUGCUGCAUCAAGUCGUUUCGGUACUCCUGAAGAGUUGAAGGAGAUGAUUGACUCCGCCCACGGGGCGGGGCUAGUGGUGCUAUUGGAUGUUGUACACAGCCAUGCCUCUAAGAACGUUGUCGAUGGUCUCAACCAGUUUGACGGCACAACUUCCUGCUAUUUCCAUGAUGGACCGAAGGGAACACAUGAGCUUUGGGACUCCCGACUGUUUAAUUACACUGGGUGGGAGGUGAUGAGGUUUUUGCUGUCCAAUCUCCGCUGGUGGAUAGAGGAGUACCAGUUCGAUGGAUAUCGCUUCGACGGUGUCACCUCCAUGUUAUAUCACUCCCACGGAAUGGGCCAUGGAUUUAGUGGUGAUUAUAACGAGUACUUUGGACUGAAUGGUGAUACGGACGCCCUCGUGUACUUGAUGGUUGGUAACCACAUGUUACAUUCCCUGUACCCCGACUUCAUGAUUACCGUGGCAGAGGAUGUGUCGGGGAUGCCCGGGCUCUGCCGACCAGUACAGGAAGGUGGAGGUGGUUUUGAUUACAGACUUGCCAUGGCUAUACCAGAUUUAUGGAUUAAGUAUUUGAAGCACAAGAGUGAUGACGAUUGGGAUAUGUCCCAUAUAUGUCAUAACCUUACAAAUCGUCGCUACGGGGAGAAGUGUAUUGCGUAUGCUGAGAGCCAUGACCAGGCACUUGUUGGGGAUAAAACGGUUGCUUUCUGGCUGAUGGACAAGGAGAUGUACACCAAUAUGUCUAAUCUCUCCCCACCCAGUCUGGUGAUUGACAGGGGUAUCGCCCUCCACAAAAUGAUUCGUCUCCUGACAUGUGGACUUGGAGGGGAGGGCUACCUUAACUUUAUAGGUAAUGAGUUUGGACACCCAGAGUGGUUGGACUUCCCGCGAGUGGGUAACAAUGAAAGCUUCCACUAUUGUCGGCGACAAUGGAACCUGUUGGAUGACAAAACCCUCAAAUACCAGUACCUCAACAACUUUGAUCGUGCUAUGAUGCAGGCGGAGGAGAAAUACAAGUGGCUCCGUAACUCACAGAACUAUUUAAGCAGGAAACAUGAAGGAGAUAAGAUGAUUGUGUUUGACAGAGCAGAUCGCCUUGUGUUUGUGUUUAACUUCCACCCCACCAAGAGCUAUACUGAUUAUAAGAUCGGUGUCAACAACCCUGGAAAAUACAAGCUUGUGCUGGACUCUGAUGCAGAGGAGUUUGGUGGACAUAAACGUCUAGACCACAGUGUAGAGAAUGUGACCUCCGAGGAACCCUGGGACAACCGGAGAUGUUCUAUGAUGGUGUAUGCCCCAAGCAGGACUGCGAUCAUCCUUGCCAGGAUGGAAUGAUAUUAGACUUGUAACUUGAGUCAUGAAAUCCUAGAUCCGUUUAUCAGAAAUCAGUAUUUUUGGUAUGUGUGAGUAGAUGUGAGUGGGUAGUAUAGUGGUGUGAGCAUGAGUAGAUGAUAAUGUGAACACUCGGAGUUGGGGUUGAUGAAGAUAAUGUGAUGUCAGUGUGAGUGCAUGAGUCCUGGUUGUUUGGUUAGUUAAAGGGUUUUACGUCUACACUCACUGACGAAGUCGGUGUUUGGUCGACAUGAGGGGGUAAGUUACCGCUUACCAGGCCCUCAGAGAUUUUAAGUCCUGCCCAUCCAGGUCAUGUUCUGAUGUCGGACAGCUCCUAAGAUGCGGAUAGGGAAGGACGUCCUUUGUGUAAUCCCCACUGAGUCCCCGGUGAGUCCCCGGUGAGGGAUAUUGUUUACUACAGGUUAGAAUAUCCAACAGGGCCCAGCUGUUUGGUUAUAACUUGAUGAGCUGUUAAUUGAAAUUUUUCUGUAGUAUUAGUUUUUAACAAGUAUUUGAAAUUAUUCAAAUGAUCUAAAGUUUUCAUGUUUUAGAUGAUUUAUCCUCACACAUGCAGUGUUUAUGUUAGCGCCGGCUUCUUGUUUUUGACUUGAGUGAAUAUGUAAUACAAUAUUUAUCAAAGAGGUGCACUGUUUGGAAAAAUCUCAGAAUGUUAUACUCCCCUGUAACAGUAUAUUAUUAUAUAACAUUAACCUGUGUAUUAAUUCUGUCAUGUGAAUCCAUGUAUUUGUUAAUGUUAGUUAACAUAAAGUUAACUAUGAUGUAUCAAAUAUAUUUUAUUUUAUCAUAUUUAAAGAAAAUAUUAACUCUAUUAAAUCUAUAUUGUGUUUAUUGUAUGUUAAUUGGUACUUAUCUAAUGUGUUGUUUUCUCCUUUUUCGAAAUGUUCUUCAUUCUAAGUUUGACCGCAGAAUAAUAUUUUGAUCAAAAGGUAUGGUUCACUGUUUUCCAUAACAUAAGCUGUGUGAAGAUUAGAAUAGAGUUUACCGUUCAGCCCAGUGAGUCAUGUUGUAACUGUACAAGGUUGUACACUGUUGAUAUAAAAGCUUUUAGGAAAGUAAUCCUAUUCACAUUGCUCACUACUGGUGUUGCUGCUCACUACUGGUGUUGCUAAUUAUCACAAAGGAAUUCUGUGCAUUGGUACCUAGAGCUGUUCAUGACAUUUUAAUUUUGCAAAUUACUGAUAAAGUAUAGAAUUGUAUUUUUAAAAGAUGUUAAUGGAUUUCAUUUGAAAGUAGACCAAAUUAUGCUAGUAAACUUUAAGUUUGGCAGGAUAGGAUUUUGAAGCAUCACAAAAGGCAAUAAAAUAACUACAUGCUUUUGUAGUAUUUGUAUCUAAAUAUCUUUUCUUUCAAUGUUUAACCAGAAAAAAAAGUAGGUAAUGCUUUAAAAUACCCCAAAUCAGCAGGAAAUAAGAGAAAAGCAAGGAGCAACAGAAAAUUGGUGUAUUACCAUUGUAAGAUUACAUAGGUAUGUACUAAAUUGAGAGAAAUGUAUUGUUUGUUAGUUAUUACUUGUGAUGCCUGUUAGAACUGGAUGAAAGGCUAAGGAUGAUCAAUGAUGAUGCUAUUGUAAAACCUACUUGAUCAUGAUUACAAUAUGCCAAGAUUGUGCCACUUCUGUACAAAUGUUAUAUCUACCCUAUUAAAGCUGCUUACAUAACAA
Mizuhopecten yessoensis (Yesso scallop) is the source of this 3812-nucleotide messenger RNA. Its product is annotated as 1,4-alpha-glucan-branching enzyme-like. Gene Ontology annotation, cellular component: cytoplasm. The transcript has 15 exons. NCBI's taxonomy places the organism in Eukaryota, Metazoa, Mollusca, Bivalvia, Pectinida, Pectinidae. The coding region runs from base 71 to 2134 and encodes 687 amino acids. Gene Ontology annotation, biological process: glycogen biosynthetic process. The record is from RefSeq and is a predicted model, not a curated record. Gene Ontology annotation, molecular function: cation binding; 1,4-alpha-glucan branching enzyme activity; hydrolase activity, hydrolyzing O-glycosyl compounds.